Messenger RNA from Vicia villosa (hairy vetch), 1177 nucleotides. Its product is annotated as vegetative cell wall protein gp1-like. Lineage: Eukaryota; Viridiplantae; Streptophyta; Magnoliopsida; Fabales; Fabaceae. The record is from RefSeq and is a predicted model, not a curated record. The coding region runs from base 51 to 986 and encodes 311 amino acids. The transcript has a single exon.
UUAUAUAGCUACUAGAAUUCAACAAAAACAAAACCAAACCUCUAUCACAAAUGAAAGCAAGUGUAAUGAUCACAACUUUACUUCUAGCUCUUCUUUUCUUCACACAACAAACUCUUGUUGAAUCAAAAAUCUCAAAUCACUCUCACCACCAAAAUGAACAAGAGUUAACAUUUUAUAGAGCAAGAAGAAACUUUGGAAGAAAAUGGAUACCAAAUUGUGAUCCAUUCUACCUUUUUCUAUUUGAUUGUUGUGGCUAUUGGCCUUUCCCUACUUUUACUUCCCCUGAUAACCCAUUUGAUCAACCACCUCCACCUUGUUGUCCACUACCUCCUUCACCACCUCCACCUUGUCCACCACCUCCGCCACCUCCUUGUCCUUCACCUCCACCACCACCUUGCUGUCCAUUACCACCAUUACCACCUCUUCCACCAUGUUGUCCAUUUCUACCAAUCCCAAUCCCACCAUCACCCCCUCCACCACCAUUAGUCCCGUCUCCGCCGCCUCCACUUCCCGACCUCCCACCACUUGUUAUUCCUCCUCCCUUAUCAGAAUUACCUCCUUCCUUUUCCAACACAAAUCCACCAGACCUUACUAUUCCACCGCCACUUGUCCCUAUAACGACACCACAAGAUCCAUCUCCAUUUUCAUCACCACCAGCCACUUUGCUUCCUCCUCCCAUGGUUCCAGAAGUUCCACAAGAAUCACCUCCAUCUUUCACCAUGCCAAACCCAACACCAGAUACUAAUCCACAGGAGCCACCGGUUUUGGUUACACCAACACCAGAUGUUUCUCUUCCUUCUCCAGAGACUCCACAAGAGCCACCUAUUUCCACUAUGCCAGAUCCAACGCCGGAAAUUCCGCAGGAACCACCGGUUUCCGCCACGCCAACACCAGAUGUUGAUGUUUUCAUGGCGCCACCGGUGGAUUCUGAAUUUCCAGGUGUCCCACAAGAUCCUGUUCCUGAUCCUGAUCCAUCGCCUCCAUGAACGAACUAAUAUUUAUUUCUCUGAGAACUUAGCUAACACUUCUUCUACGGAAAGAAUGAAGUUUAUGUUAGUUUUGUUUGUUGGUAUUUUGUUUGGUUUUCUGUUAAUAAGUGAAAAAGUCUCUUGACAAUGACAUAUCCUUUAUGCAUGGUUGGUUUUAGAGAAAAAGAAUGUUUAUGAUUUUAAAUUUA